Wyeomyia smithii (pitcher-plant mosquito) is the source of this 1492-nucleotide messenger RNA. RefSeq lists its product as uncharacterized. The record is from RefSeq and is a predicted model, not a curated record. Gene Ontology annotation, molecular function: zinc ion binding. The transcript is spliced from 4 exons. Gene Ontology annotation, cellular component: nucleus. The coding region runs from base 132 to 1358 and encodes 408 amino acids. Lineage: Eukaryota; Metazoa; Arthropoda; Insecta; Diptera; Culicidae.
AUAAUAAACAUCCAGCAACGAUAAAGUCCUAUCAGAGGCUGAAAAAAGUUCUGCAUAAAUUGAUUAAAUUCUACAUUAAGAAGUUUUCUUUUUGAAUUGUUAAUAAUAAACCAAAGCACCACUGUUACGCAAUGUCAAAAACCUGCUGUGUUCCGGAGUGUCCACGAAAUACGAAAGAGCCCACGGAUCAGCCCGGCAACUUUCAUCGUUUUCCCCAUGAGCCCGCCCGGAUCGCGGAGUGGAGCAGCUUACUGAGUAUACCCGUGCUUGCUCCGAGCCGCCCCCACCAGUCUAGUCUGUUUGUUUGUGACCGACACUUUUCAUCGCAUCAGUACGCCUCGAGAAGUCGUUUGAAGUCAAGUGCGGUUCCGGAUUGCCAUAUUCCUGCUUUCAAACAGGAGAAUAGUAGGUUAAGUAAUGAAAAUGAUAAGCGAUCAUCGGCUAGUAACGAUAGUUUGAUUGAAGAGGCUUUUGCGCGAAACGAGAACUGCGAUUUUGAUCCACCUCUAAUUUUUUUAAAUGACCUGAACAAGAUGUGCCGCUUAUGUCUGACCACAGAUAACGACGAAACGUUUGAAUCGAUUUUCGAAAGGGACGGUUUCGUAGAUUACAUUCAGCAGGCGAUUGGGCUUGAGGUACAACUAAACGAAUAUCAUCCUUACAAAGUUUGUCAAACGUGUAUCGAACGAGUUAAUUACAUCUACCGCAGUCGGGAGUGGUUCCACAAGAACGAUCAAUUUUUACGAUCAAUAACGGAGCAGCUGGUUCUCGAAGAAAACACCGAUCGUAGUACGAAUGGAAGUGUAAUAAUAAUAACGGAACAACAUUCAGAAUUAUUGCCCGAAACUUGCCCUGAGGUAAUAGACACUCAAAAGAUCAAAGGAGACCAUCAGCCAGAAGUAGAAGACAGUCUAAAUUCGUCCGAUAGUGGCACACAUCCAAUAGAUGACUGCUCGUCGGAUGAGAUGCAGAAGAAGCGACGUCGAUGGCGAUCAUUCACGGAGCAGCUGGCCCUUGAAGAAAACAGCGAUCGGAGUACAAAUGGAAGUGUCAUUACAAUCCCGGAAACUUGUCCCGAGCCAAUGGACACUGUUCUGAUCAAAGAAGAACGUCAGCCAGAAGUAGAAGACCGCCCAAAUUCGCCCGAUAGUGACAGGAAUCCAGUCGAGACCACGACAGCUGGCAGCUCGACGGAUAAGGUGCAGAAAAAGCGACGCCGGUGGUGCCCUUAUCCUAACCCGAGCUUGUCCCAACAUCAACUGGAGAAGUCUCACCACUUCGACACGAGUGACAAGCAUAAGAACAAUCUGAUCAAAAAAAUGGCCGAGGCGUUCAACGAGAUGCGCAAACAGAAUUGAGAAGUGUUCUAGAGGGAAAAAUAUAUAAGAAACAUGUAAAAGUUCUAUCUGACCGGAUGCAUCCUAACUGUUGGUAAUUUUUUCAUUAUAUGUAAGAUCUUUGUUGCUUUCAGUUCAAAACACAAUUAAUAAUU